CUGAGUGCAAUAUUAAGAAGAUCAUAGACUGGGAGGCCAAGCUUCUUUCGCGCCCAUGGAGCCUUUGCACCGCACUCUCCAGAUCUAGAGCAGCGACAAAGCACGAGCGCGCGCGCGCGUGACAUUUAGCCCACGUUGAUCAUGCAUUCCAGAGCAUGUUGCUGUGAAGCUCUGAGCAGUAUUGCAAUGAGCGCGCGCAAUGCGCGGCGCACGCUCUCGUAAUCCACGCUAGCGACCUGCAACGACAACCACCAUGUCCGCUCGCUUCCACCGCUUCGCGGACUUUGCGCCGGACGACGUCGAGUGGUGGCAGGGCGAGGCGGGCCUGCUCGAGUCCUACGUCGGCGAGUGGCUGCCGGCGGUCGUGCGCGUGCGCCAGGGCCGCGUGCGCGUCGAGGCGCCCGUGACCGGCGCCGAGAGCGCCGUCCGCGUGCUCCGCGACUUCCGCAUCGGCGGGGCCUGCGCCGCGCGCGCGGACGGCUGGCGGCUCUUCGGCGGAGGGUUCGCCGCGGCCGUCGUCGCGGCCGACGCCGCGGCGCACCUGCGCUUCCCCGCGGCGGCGGCGCGCGACGCCUUCGUCGCCGCGGUGUCGUCCUGCGCGGCGACGGCGCGCGUCGGGUCCGGCUACCGCUUCGGCGCGGUGCUGGGCCGCGGCGCGCAGGGCGUCGUGCGCCUCGUCGCGGGCGAGGACGGCGCGCGGCGCGCGGGCAAGGCGCUGCCGUUCCGCACGUCCAAGGAGAAGCGCGUCGCCUGCCGCGAGUUCGAGCUCAUGCGCCGCGUCGGCCGCGAGUGCGCGACGGCCCACGUCGUGCGGCUCCUCGAGGCCUUCGAGUGCGACGCGGGAGGUCCCAAGUGCGUCCUCGUCCUCGAGCUCUGCAGCGGCGGCGACCUCUACAGCCGCAUCGUCGAGCGGGGCACCUACUCCGAGGCCGCCUGCGCGGGCGCCGUGCGCCAGGUCCUGGGGGGCCUCGGCGCGCUCCACGGCGCCGGCCAGGGCAGCACAAGAGAGCGAAAUUCCCAACUUCAAAGGCUCAUAUCUCGGCCAUUUUCCACUCGCGCCGGCGUCGUCCACCUCGACGUGAAGCCGGCGAACCUCCUCUACGCGUCCCUGGCCCGCGGCGCGCCGCUAAAGAUCGUCGACUUUGGGCUCGCGGCGUCCGUGGAGGACACGGGCGACGAGCCCCGGCCCUGGGUGCUCCGGGGCACGCCGGGCUACAUGGCGCCCGAGCUCGUCACCGACGGCGCCGCCACCCCCAAGUGCGACGUCUUCGCGCUCGGCGUCGUCGCGCACGCGCUCCUCACGGGGCGCGAGCCCUUCUGCCUCGACCGCAAGGCGACGGCGCGCGAGAUCUUCGCCUGCACGGCCCAGUGCCGCGUCGCGUACGACAACGAGGACUGGGUCGGCAUCUCGACGGCCGCGAAGCUCUUCGUCGCCGAGACGCUCGAGCGGAACCCGAAGCACCGGCCCGACGUCGGUGCGCUCCUGGAGCACGCCUGGCUCGCCGCGGCGCCGGCGCGCGGCGGCGCCGCGAGCCCCGGGCCGGCGCCGGACGCGGCGCCCGCGCCGCGGCGGUCGCUCGACCGCGCGCGCGCGCGGCUGUCGUGCCUCGCGGCGGACCGCGUCGGCGCGCGGCGGAGCUCGCGGGGCGGCGCGAGCGACGCCGGCGCCGGCGACCGCGACGCCGUCGAGACGCUCCUGGAAGGGGUCGACGCGGACGCGGCGUGGUUCGACGCUGUGUGCAAAUCAACCAGUGAGCUGGGACGUCGGGGCCAAACUUGA
This is a messenger RNA of Aureococcus anophagefferens, 1780 nucleotides long. RefSeq lists its product as hypothetical. Bases 254 to 1780 code for a protein of 508 amino acids. NCBI's taxonomy places the organism in Eukaryota, Pelagophyceae, Pelagomonadales, Pelagomonadaceae. Gene Ontology annotation, cellular component: cytoplasm; nucleus. The record is from RefSeq and is a predicted model, not a curated record. Gene Ontology annotation, biological process: intracellular signal transduction; protein autophosphorylation; peptidyl-serine phosphorylation. Gene Ontology annotation, molecular function: calcium/calmodulin-dependent protein kinase activity; calmodulin binding; ATP binding. The transcript has 2 exons.